AUGCUACGAACUUGGGUACGACCGUCGGCCGCAUAUAACCCUCUUGCUACAGUCCGAAAAAAGUUUGUCAUCUCAAUCGCAACCAUGAACGCAGCAAAGCAAGCAGCCGGCUACAAGGCCAUAGACAACCAUCUCCUUCCUUCGUUCAAGUACGUGGGCAUUGGCUCCGGAUCGACUGUGGUGUACUGCGUCGAACGCAUUGCGCAGCUCCGCGAGAAAGUCCCCGAAAUCAACUCCAUGUACUUUGUUCCCACCGGCUACCAGUCGCGCCAAUUGAUUGUGGAUGCCGGGCUUCCCCUGAUGGAGAUCGACCAGUUCUCUGCGGGCGAGCUCGACAUUGUGUUCGAUGGCGCCGACGAGGUCGACAGCCAACUCAACUGCAUCAAAGGCGGCGGCGGCUGCCAGUUCCAGGAGAAGCUUGUGGGGAAAUGCUCUAAAAAGUUCAUUGCCGUGGUCGACGACUCCAAGAUCUCCCAGCGGCUCGGUGAGCACUGGCUCCAGGGCAUUCCAAUCGAGGUCGUCCCCUCUGCGCACAAAAAGGUAGCCGUUGAUCUCAAGCGUCUCGGUGCCUCGAAGGUUACUUUGCGUUCGGGCGGCAAAUCCAAGGCCGGGCCUAUGGUCACCGACAAUGCCAAUUUUGUGCUCGACGCCUACUUUGGUGAGAUCGCUCCUGAAAGGGUUGCUGAGCUCGACCGCUCAAUCAAGCUCCUGGUCGGGGUCGUCGAGACCGGCCUGUUCGAUUACGCCGACGAGGUCUAUAUUGGCCGCACCAGCGGUCCUACUGAGAUCCUCACUCGUAAAUAA
Messenger RNA from Wickerhamiella sorbophila, 804 nucleotides. RefSeq names its product Ribose-5-phosphate isomerase. NCBI's taxonomy places the organism in Eukaryota, Fungi, Ascomycota, Dipodascomycetes, Dipodascales, Trichomonascaceae. Gene Ontology annotation, cellular component: intracellular membrane-bounded organelle. The transcript has a single exon. The coding region runs from base 1 to 804 and encodes 267 amino acids. The record is from RefSeq and is a predicted model, not a curated record. Gene Ontology annotation, biological process: pentose-phosphate shunt, non-oxidative branch; D-ribose metabolic process. Gene Ontology annotation, molecular function: ribose-5-phosphate isomerase activity.